Molecule: messenger RNA, 6324 nt
Organism: Rotaria sp. Silwood1
Lineage: Eukaryota; Metazoa; Rotifera; Eurotatoria; Philodinida; Philodinidae
Source: the annotation of a GenBank genome assembly
AUGGAUCGAAUUAUUCUACGAGUAAUAGAAUUAAUCAACAAACAAUUAUUAUCAUCAUCACGUGAUCCUUCUGGAGAUUUCAUAUUGAUCAAUAUUCGAAAUGGUCUUAAUCAAUUACUGGAAUCAAAUUUCUCAAAAAGUGAUUGGAUUCGAUUGUUCUGUCGACAGAUGAACCGAUUAAUGGCUAAUAAUACUUCAAUAUCAUAUGAACUUUGGAUGGAAUGGCAUGAUGAUAUUCUUUGUAUAACCAAUGGUCGAAACAGUAAGCAACUGAAAAGUGACAGUUGGGAACGAUUUUUAGAGAAAAUGGAAUUUGAAAGUCGAUUAGAACAAUGUGAACGGCAAUUUCAAGCAGAUUUUGGAGAAAGAAAAAGUUUCAAUGAAUUAUUUACUGAAUAUCAUGGUUUUUUUCAAAAUUAUCUUCGAAAAUGUCUUUCUCUUCAUUCGAAAAUCCGCGUACUAGGUUUACUUGAAAAUCUCGAUGAUCUUCUUUAUAAAGUUUACGGAAUAACCGAUCUUUCAUUGACUACAGAAAGACGAAAGUGCCUUGAGAAAAAACUCGAAUAUAUUGCUAUUGAUCUCGAUUGUUCAAAGAAAGUCUUACAAUGUUAUGAAAUUUCAUCUCCUCAAAUUAAUAAUUCGAAUCAUUUUUUACCUUCAAUCAAGCCAAUCGAAAUAAUUGAGAGGAAUCAAUGCGAAGGAAUCGAAGGUGUAUUACAAUCCAAUCGCUGGCUUGUGAUCUUGAGUGAUCCAGGUUGUGGCAAAACUAGUCUUCUUCGAUGGCUGACCCGUUUUUUCUCGGAAAAAACUUUACACAAUAACGAAGAAUUUGUUCGUAUUCCAAUUUUAAUUCGAAUUAGGGAAUUUGCAGCAUGGCUCAAUCAUCCUCCACCGAGGACUUUGAUCGAUUAUAUUGGAGAACAUACUUGGUUUUCCGAACGUUAUUGUGAGGAUCAUGAUAAACAUAUCUUGAAAAAAUUGAUCGAUCAUGGUCAUGCCUUAAUUCUUCUUGAUGGACUUGAUGAAAUUGCCAAUAUUGAACAACGAGGACAAAUUGUUAAUCUCGUUCGAACAUUCAUCGAUGAUUAUGUUCGUGCACCGGAUUUUACUUCGACAUUUGAUCCUAAAAUGGUCAGAAAACACAAGUACCUGUCUUUUCCCGAAACUAUCGAAACACCAUUACCAAGUCAAUCUCGUGGUAAUCAAAUCAUUGUCACAAGUCGUAUUGUUGGCUACCAGUUGUAUUCGUUGAUUGGUCCAUUUAUCAAACAUUAUUCCUUAUUAGCCCUGAGAACUGAAGAAGCAAAAGAAUUUGCCAAAAAAUGGAUGAGAUCAGUAGAGGAAAAUGUGAUUGAGAUUUUGAAGAAUGAAACGAUUGAAUUAGAUAAACACAUGAUCGAAAAUUUAUCAAAGAAAAGACUCCAUAAUAUACAAUCGAUGUUUGAAAUGAAGUCGAAAUUAAUCGUAUCAAAUCCUUUAUUAUUAUCUUUAAUUUGCACAUACAUUUUUCAAUCAUCCGAGCAAUUAGAUCUCAAAUUUCGUAUUCAAUUGUAUUUUCAUAUUGUGCAAGCCUCAUUUCGUCUCUGGAAGUUUCGAAAAGUGAACAUCUCGAAAAAUAUUCUCAUGGAUUUUUUCAUCAAUCUUGCUACUUAUCUCCAUUUACAUUCUCCAUCUGGUCUUAUCGAUGAAUUCGAUAUUCAGCGUCUAUGUUAUUUAACUUUUCAACAGCAUGGUUUAUCAAAUAAUCGUCGAGAAUUACAGAAAUAUACCAAUCAAUUAAUAUCUUUACUAGAACACAACAUCACUUUUGUUGUCGAACGAGGUUUACAAGUAUUUGCUUUUCAACAUUUAUCAAUUCAAGAAUAUUUUGUCGCUCAAUCUCUUGUAAAAACUUGUUCGAUUGAAAAAAUUGCAGAACGUAUUGUUUCAUUCACUGUUGAUUCUCGUUUUCAUGAGCCACUUGUUUUGGCUGUUGCAUGGAUUAGUUUCAAUUUGUCAUUUGAUGCUUAUAAUCAAUUCUGUCAUUUGCUUCUUACUUCCACCAAAGAUUAUUCAAUUCCCUUUGGAACAAUUCUACUCUUUGAUACUUUCAACGAUUUGAAAAUACUUCCAUCAAGUUCAGUUCUUCUUCAAGCAUUAAAUACUCUAUUUGAUCAUCCCUCUAAGCUUAUUGGAUCAACAUGUUUCUUUUGGAGUUUAUCUCGAUUACGAGAUGAUAUUAUCAUAAAAUGGAUGCAAUCAUCUUUGAAAGAUUACAACUCCAUUUCGAAAUUUUGUGAAUGUCUUGAGACAAAACGUAACAAAAAGUCCGAAAGAAUUCAUUAUGUUUCGAAGUUACCGAAUGUUGUCUAUCGACAAUUAUGGUCGUUACAUAAUAAGAGUCUCUCGAUUGAGUUCGAUAUUGAUCAAGUAUUGCGAAGUGUGAUGGUAAAAGACAACAUAACUGAUCAGAUUUUUAAUGUUGAUUUCUCCUCAUAUUUAUCAUCAUACGAUAAUGACUUACUGAAUAUUCAUCCUUUGAUACUAUCCGUUAUUAUCGAAGUAUGUGGAGGUGUAUAUUAUAAAAUUGAAAAUGGGAUGCUUAAAAUUCAUUUCGCAACAAAAAAGAUGCAUCGUGAAUCUACUAUCUUAGCUCCGAUUAUGGACUAUUUCGAUAAUAACAAAGAACCUCAUUCAAUCAAAAUUCAAACACUUAUCGAUUAUUAUCAAAAUUUUCUGGAGGCAUCUUCCCCAUCAGAUACUUCAUCUGUUAUAAUCGAUACUUUUAUUGCUUUCAUCUGUUUACAAGGUCUGUCUCAGACAUCGAUCUAUCGAAAGUAUGAAAACUAUCAAGCAUUACCACUGGCACUCGAAAGAUUUAAAUGGAGUUGGUAUCAUUUGAUGAUAUCAGGUCUAUGCAUGAAGUUAGGUACUUGCACCAAAUUCGAUAUAUCUUUCAUUCAAUCUCAACUUCAAACAAUACUCAACGUGUUCGUUUCCCAUUCAAAUCCAUCCAAUGAACAAAACCAAUCAUUCUUAUUAGCAUGUCAAGCUGCAUUGAGAAAACUCAGAACGUUUGAUAUGAGACGCAUGUUUGAUUUUAUCGAUCAUAGUAACAAUCAAGUCAAUCAAGAGAAAUUACUCGUUUUGCUCACGUGUUUACCAGAAUCUUUACAAAAAUUAUACUGUUGUACGAUAAUCUCAUCAACUGAUAAAACAGAUUCAUUACCAUUAAUUGUAUUCUUACUAGAAUGUUUAAAGCAGCUUGGAAAUAUUAUUGGUGAUGGGCCAAUGUUUCCUUGUGCUUUAACAAUAUUGAAACCAUUAUUAAUCGAGCAUUCCUUAGAAAAUUACGCUCUAGCGCUGUUUCGAGAAACAUAUUCUGAUAUCAGCUGGUUUAUUGCAAAGCCUCAAUUAUGUGAUCGAUUUUUUAUUGAAGAGUCGUUUAGUUGGGAAGCACUUAUCGAUAUGGAAUGUCAACGUAUUUCUGAAGAGAAUGAUUUACAACUUUUUGCUGCAUCUAUUUCACUCGCUCGAAUUUAUCAAGCUCAACAUCGUUUAGACCGAUAUUCUUAUAAAGAAAAACGAAAUAGUCUUCCUUCUGUCAAAAGUGAAAAGAUCUAUCUGGCGAUCAUGAAUAUAUUCAAUCCAAUUCUACGAAUCGUCGUCUUUAGUAAUCUCUUAGAUAUGAAUAAUCCAUUGAUCUUUGUUGGAGAACAAAGAGAUGAACUGCAAGAUGAAAUGAUUGGUUUAAUGUAUUCAUUAAUACCAGAUCUUCCGUUAUUAACAUUAACUUUUCUAUUUAUCCGAUGUAAUCGAGCACGACUAGUUUUUCCUGAAUUAUUCCGAGAAAUGUCGACUAUCAUCGGGAGAAAAUUGAAUGAAGCUGCUGAAAAUAGACCAAACGACGAGCAAGAGGCAGCAUUCCUUGCACUACGACAACUUCAUAAUCGCGAUCUGGCCAAUUAUUUAUCAGAAUUUGCUAGAAAAAUAAAUAACUUAUCUGAUCUUCUUCAUUUCAAUUCCACAACAUUCUAUCGUUAUUUUCGUGAUACAUCGGUCUUUCAGUCGUGUAAUAUGAGUCUUUUAUCAGUUAUGUAUUUAGUUGAAUUAACUUUUGAUAUUCAGAAUCUUCCAAUUAAUAUUAAAAAAGAUCCGGAUCAAGUAUGUUCUUCAUUUAUAACGGUUUUUAGACAAUUAUGGACUCAAUUGCCAAGAAGUGCAAAAGUAAUGACUUCUGAAAUAGCAACAUUGAUUACAAACUAUCUACCAACGUUGAAAGAGCCAGACAUUUCUUCUGUUAUUAAAUGCAUUUCUAAAUGUGUAUCGAUCGAUAAAAGAGCGAUUCCCGUAAUUAAACAAUGGCUCAAAUAUCAAAUGGAUGAAAAUUUAGAAGAUUUUGCACAAUAUGCUGCAUUAGAAUUAAUUAUCAAUGGUUCAGAUAUUCCUAAUUUAAUCGAUACUGUCAAGACGAUGUUUCACACCAAUAAUUGUUUCCGUGUCAUAUUCGUUGCCGAUCGUUUAUUCAAUUCUCCACUUGUUGAUUCAACAAUCGUUCGUCAAAUUUUAGUUGAAUUACAACAAAAUGUUCGUUAUGCUUCGAAAGUUUCUGUUUGGCUCAAUCGUAAAGAUACACUCAAAUUGCUUCUUAAUUUAGAAGUUCAACAGCUCAUUUUGAAUGCUCAUCGACAAGAUAGACUUUCCAUUCGACCAUUUCUAUUGAUGAUCAAUGGUUGUUCGAAAGAUUUACAAAUCUAUCUUUUACGACAUCUUUGUGCGUUUAUGAAUAAAAAACUUCAAAUUCCAAAUUCUAUUGAAGAAGAAUAUGUUGCUAUUGUUGUUAAAUGGAUUAUCGAAAGAUUGAUUCAAGAUGAAACAAGAAAACACAUAUUGGUCAAUUUAUACCAAUAUAUUUUCACAUUACUUCACAAUCAACGAUUUCCUCGAAUUCAAAAAGCCAUUGUUAAUGCUCUUGAUGCGAUAUUUGCUCAUGUCAAUCAAUAUAAAAGAAAGGUUUUUAUGCAAGAUAAUAUCAAAAGUGAUUUAGAAAGAGUCAUUUGUUAUUGGUGUGAAUAUCCAAUCGAGGUUUUAGCUGAUUGUUUGCUGUCUUAUGGAAAUUGUUUAUUGCGAUUAGAAUUAUUACGAGAGAAUUCCAAUGUUCCAAACGAGAUAAAAGAAAUACUAACCAAUAUUUGCGAGCAAUUCUUUCCAGAGACUCUCUCUAUUCGAGCGAGUUUCUGUUUAAUUUUCAUGGAAGUUUUGAGUAAAGGACAUCAUCUAGUGUUGAAUUGGUUUAAAAACAAAUGGGAUAUCACGUCUGAAACGACAUAUCAAAUAUUAUUACAACAAACAUUAUAUCGAGCGACGAACAACUUCUAUGGGCUUGAUGAAAUUGUCGAGCAUUUUCAUAUCCAUCCUGAAUCUGUCAAUACGUUUGUUAUUAAUUUAUAUGAUGAUAUAUCUAACAAAAAUAAUAAUGAAUAUAUUCAGGAUCCUGUACCUAAUUAUCUUCACAUAGCAAACUUUAUUUGCAAACAACAUUCAAAGAAAUUUUGUGAUGCUGUAAGAAAUAGCUUUUUUGGUGAAAAAGAAUUCCAAACGAAACUUUAUAUUCAUUCCAAAAAUUAUCCGAUCGAUGCUGUAAAAUCAAUAAACAUUUAUAGUCUUUUUGGUAUCGUAACAGUCGAAUUCCUUCAGAUGUUAGAAUCGAUUGGAGAGUAUCGGUUAGCUGAUUUUAAUGAUUGGUUAAAGAAUCUCAAACAAAUAUCUGAUCGAGAUGCUGUGGAGAAAUUAUUUGAUUUAUUAAAUCAGAAGAGAUAUCAUCAAAUGUUUGACCAAUUUUUAUUUCUAUUGAAAAGCCUUAUUGAAGCGAAUGUUAUAUCUUUAGUAGAAGUACAUCAAAGACUUCCACUUGUCAAUAAUGUCUUCUAUGAAUCUAGUUUCGAAUGGCGCUCUCAUGAAGAACAUAUUUUCGAUCUAUUAUUAGAUAUCAGUUGUUUCGAAAAUGAAAAGGUUUCGCUAUGCGUUGACACGACUUUUACUACAAAGGAUGAUAUUGAUGAUGAAUUUGAUACGCAAAUGGCAGAACUCGACAAUAAACUCAAUUUACCUUGUAAAGAAAAUUUUUUAGGAGGCUUUUGUUUUCCAAAGCGUUACAAGAUAACCUAUAGUUAACUUUUGGUAUCAUCAUUAUUAUCGUGAAUUUUCUUUUUUUUUUUAAUUUUUUCUCCAUAGUCAGUCUAUAAAACAUUUAAUCAAGUGUAGCAAGAAUACAGAUGUUCACAGUAUUAACUUAAUAUUCAUUGCUACCUUUAGAUACAGACUUUCUAAUAUUAUGAAUAUAUA